CGGGGAGGGAGAGAGAGAGAGAGAGAGAGAGAGAGAGGCUGAGCCAGAUCUUCAUGCCACUGCAGGCAGCAGCAGCAGCAGCAAAACUUCUGAAGGUUUGCAGAAGACAAUAAGACAGUCACCAAGAAGGCCAUUGCAGUGUUGUCAGUUCCAGAGGUCUGGUACCAGGACUGCCACCCCAGCUUUCUCAUUGCUCCUGGUGGCUGGAGCAUAUCCCAAUGCUAUUUACCUGUUGAAUGUAUGGAGAAUAUCCUUCUGAAGACAACUGUCUCCUUUGUGUUUGAGCACCUGCCACUAUAUAAAUACUCAUCAGUUGGAAUUUACUACUACCAGUAUGUAUCAUUCUGUGUCUGAAACCAGUCACCCUUUGCAAACAGAGGAACAAGAGAUAGGCAUUGAUCCCUUGCAGAGUUUUUUGAACAAGCCAGGGGAAGGAGGAUCAAAUGAAAAUGGAAGCACACCCCCCACAUCAGAUUCAGAUGGAACUUUUAUUUCCUACAGUAAAGAAUGGGAAGAACUAUUUGUAAACAACAAUUACUUGGCAACUAUACGGCUGAAGGGGAUUAAUGGGCAGCUGAGAAGCAGCAGGUUCCGUAGUGUUUGCUGGAAGUUAUUUCUGGACGUUCUACCGCAAGAUAGAAGUCAAUGGAUUAAAACCACUUCAGACUUAAGAACUUCUUACAAUAAGAUCAAAGAAAUUCACAUUACAAACCCUCGGAAAGCAGGACAGCAAGAUCUGAUAAUCAACAACCCACUCUCUCAGGACGAGGGGAGUCUUUGGAAUAAAUUUUUCCAGGAUAAAGAGCUUCGAGCAAUGAUUGAGCAAGACGUGACAAGAACCUUUCCUGAAAUGCAGUAUUUCCAGCAAGAGAAUGUAAGGAAAAUUCUUACAGAUGUUCUGUUCUGCUACGCCAGAGAAAAUGAGCAGUUGCUUUAUAAACAGGGCAUGCAUGAACUUCUAGCUCCCAUUGUCUUUAUCCUACAUUGUGACCACCAGGCUUUUUCACAUGCCAGUGAAGCUGCACAACCAAGUGAGGAAAUGAAAGUUCUUUUGAAUCCUGAAUAUCUGGAACAUGAUGCCUAUGCAAUGUUCACACGUCUUAUGAAAACGGCAGAACAUUGGUUUUCAACUUUUGAACAUGACAGUCAGAAGGAGAAAGAUGUGAUGAUAACACCUAUGCCCUUUGCAAGGCCACAGGACUUGGGGCCAUCUAUUGCUAUUGUAGCAAAAGUAAAUCAAAUUCAGGACCAUCUGCUGAAGAAACAUGAUAUUGAGCUGUACAUGCAUCUGAACCGACUGGAAAUUGCUCCACAGAUUUAUGGACUGCGAUGGGUAAGGCUCCUGUUCGGACGUGAAUUCCCUCUUCAGGAUCUUCUGGUUGUCUGGGAUGCUCUGUUUGCUGACAGUAUCACCCUGAAUUUAGUCGACUACAUUUUUGUAGCCAUGUUGUUGUAUAUCAGAGAUGCCUUGAUUUCGAGUAAUUAUCAGACCUGUUUGGGACUCCUUAUGCAUUACCCACCUAUUGGAGAUGUUCACUCCCUUAUCCUAAGAGCACUUUUUCUCCGAGAUCCAAAGCGAAAUCCAAGACCAGUGACUCACCAGUUCCAACAAAAUUUAGAUUAUUACAAAGCACGUGGAGCAGACUUGAUGAACAAAACCCGUGCCAGUGCUAAAGCCGCCCCUCUGAACAUUAACAAAGUCUCCAACAGCUUACUGAAUUUUGGCCGAAAGCUCAUUGCUCCGGCCAUGGCUUCAGGUGGGGCAGUGGGCACUCCUGCCAGCGGGAGCAGCUUCCCUCCCACUUCAAUGCCAAGCAGGAGCACAGUGGAAGCCCUUCAGCAUCAGCAGCACCACCAGCAGCAGCACCACCACCACCAGUCACACCAGCAGAGGAUGAUGAAGUCUGAAAGCAUGCCAGUUCAGCUGGGCAAAGGCCAAAGUUCAAAAAACAUCAGUUCAUCUCCAAGCAUAGAGAGUUUGUCUGGAGGACGUGAAUUUACAGGAUCUCCACCUUUGUCUGCAUCAAAAAAGGAUUCCUUUUUCAGCACCAUCUCCCGCUCACGUUCUCAGAGCAAAACUAUAAGCAGAAAAGAGUCGAGGACAUGCUCCACGAUUUUUCCAAGGACUAAGGAGGAGGAAUUAGAGGCCCAGAUUUCAUUCCUACAAGGACAGCUAAACGAUUUGGAAGCCAUGUGCAAAUAUUGUGCAAAGAUGAUGAACACGCAUCUUGGAAAUAUUCAGGAAGUCAUUUUGCAAGAACGCUUGGAAAAAGAAGAUGAAAUUCUGGUUUCCUUGGCUGGUUUGAAGCAGAUCAAGGAUAUCCUGAAAGGUUCAUUGCGUUUCAACCAGAGCCAGCUGGAAGCUGAAGAAAAUGAGCAGAUCACUAUUGCUGAUGAUCAUUACUGUUCCAAUAAUCAGAACAAGGGCGCAGGUGAUGUCCUAAAGGGACCUGUCAUGACAAAGCAACAGUUCAUCUCAGGACAACAGAGUACAACUGAUUCGAGCACUAGCGAGAGCAAGAGUGCUGAUGACUAUAUUAUGGUUUCCAAAGAAGAGGAAAGAAGUAAAAGUGCUGUUCCAGAGCCAGUGCAGGCCCUUCAGGCACACAAGGAGGCAGUGGUGAAGGCAGAAGCUCCGUCUCGUUCUUCUUUGAUAUUUUCUGACCCUCUGAUGGGUUCCAUUUCAGCCUCCUCCAGCAAUCUGAGCUCCAGCCCUGAUGACGACAGUAGUAAUAACAGCAAAGAUUCUGACUUUGCUAUUGUCAGCCCACUGGACAUCUAAAGAAGCAGGUUGGGAGAGUUUGGGAAAUCUGUCAUUACAACUCAUCUCUAAUUUCUGUGAUUCCAUGGGCUGGAUAGUUCUUUGGAUUACAAGGACAGAAAAUAGAUAAAGGUAACCCAUUUCAGCUGCCAAAAGCCUAAAUUAAAAUAAAAAGGCGAACAAACAAAGCAAAACAAAAGACAUAAAUUUGCUACUUUUAAAAAAUAAUAUAUACAUUUUAGUAACUGCCUUAAAUAAAGACCCAGUAAAACCCAGUUCUAAUAUACAGUUAUUAUUGAUUAUGCUGUUACCUUACUUAGUAGCUUUGUUACCUAUAGAACUGUUGCUUUCCCAAAACAUAGAAUAGUAUUUGCUAGGUACCGUAAUGGAAAUGCGUGGAUGCUUGGCAUCAGACCUGAAGCAGCAAAGACAGGCUAGAUUUAAUAUUGUCCUUUUAUAAAAUGUGCUUGACUGGGUUUUCUGUGUAGGAAAGGGUACUGUUUCUUCAAAGACUGUGAUUAGAGAAGUAGGGAAUGAGUUUCCAAAAGAUUAAAAGCAUCAUCCUGGUAGGAAGUUGUUCUCCCUUGAGGAAUCCUAGUUUCCUCAUUUUCAUCUGGCAGUAGCCUGAGGCACGUUCAGGGCAGAGGUUUGUGUAGUUGUUCUUCAGUGCUUACAGGAGACGAUGUGACAAACUCCUUAAGAAUGGGGACCUACACAACAGAGACUUAUUUGCCUUUGUCUAGUUUUUCCCCUUGAAUGUUCCCAGUUCACCUCUUUCCCUCUUCGUCUACUUUUACUUCCCCUGGCAUGAUUUUUUUUUAAUUUUACUCAGACCACCACAUUGAAACAGUAGGUGCAAGGGAAAUAACAGUGUUUCAUAGUGUAGACCUGAGCUGGUUGAACUAAAGCUGGCUCUAGUAUGAUAACUUACAAGGGAAGGUUGCAAAGUGAAAUGAAAUGUUCAUAAUUAAAAGCACUUUAUGUGUCAUUGCUAUUCUCUUCUAUAGACUCUGUUUACAUAUAUUCCUAUAUGAUUUCCGUAUUUUUAACCAAGAGAAACAUAAUGGUGCAGCAGCGUUAACCAACAGAAAGUUUCUAACUCUGUUACUUGUUCUUCUAUGGAAAAGUGUAUUUCUCACAUCAAGUCCAUAGUACAUUUAAUAACAGUUUUAUGCAAGUAGAUAAGGGGGGCUUUCUAUACUCUCUGAUCCCUUUAACCUCUGUUGGAAUUCACAAAACAAAACUGGUGGUGAGUAGACAGCUCCUCUUGCAAGACCUACACAGUUAGCUUCAGGAAGGAAGUUUAGUAUGUCACUCUGUCACAGCAGCAAAAAGAAGCAUUAUUUGCUUUUAAGAUGCAUAUACAUUAUACCAUGCAACAACUUCCUAUUUGCAUGGCAAAGCUUGUGUUUGUUCAAAGUUAUGAAAUUGUAGUAAUUUGCUGCUUAGUCUGUAAUUGUAAAUGAAGUACUGUAUCCCAAAGAUGAGGUGACAUGUAAUUUGCUGGUCUUAGAUUUUACAAGGUCUGUGUCAGUGACUGAACUGAAGAGUUAAUUGUCAUGUAAUUACAUGGAAGCUGCCAUCCUUACAUGUUCAAAAGCCACCAUGUAGUUCUUCAGAGAUUAUUUGUGCCUUGUAAAAUGUUAAAAUACUAGAAUGUUAUAAGCAGGCAUAGCAUCACACCUCUCUGCAACAGAGUGAUGCAAACAGAUGACUAUUUAGAUGAAAGAUCUUAAAUGCGUAACGUUUUGGAGAGGUGUUUCUUUUGGUUUCAUUUUAAGCUUCAUGGAAUUCAGCAUGCAUGCCUGUCUCCAGUUUAUUUUGUUACCCUGAGUUUGCAUGAAUGCCAGGGGAUUGGGUGGCUGGUUGAUUUAUUUAGGUCUUUCAAGCUUUUCUAGCUUUAACCUAUACAGCGAGGCUUGUGGCACCAUCAGCAAAGAGUGGCUGUUGAAGAAGUAGCUGUGGAAAGAGGGGAGAAAUAUUCUGGGGACAGAGAGAAAAGUUUUAUAUUCUGUGAUACAUAAACCUUCAAAGAUUCCAGUAGCUUGGCAGGAGAAAAUGUUUUUACUUCUUUUUUAUUUUUUUAAGCAUCAGUCUUUUGAUUUCUAUUCUUGUGGGUUCUUUCAGGGAUCACAUUGCUAUUUUCUUGAACAGUCUCAUUGCCAAUGGAAGAAUGUGAUUUGUACAGGUUUUUUAUUUUUGUAAAUUAGUUGUAUCUUUAAUAUUGCAUAUUUUAAAACAGUAGUAAAAGUAUCUAAAGACUUGGGGAGUUUCUAAGAAGAAUCAGUGAAUACCGAUGAGCUGAAUGCGUAUCAUGCCAUGGGAUAUGAUAAAAAUCUUCAAAAGCAGAGAGAUGAUUAUACAAAUAAGAUCAGAGUAACUCCAGUAAAUGAACCUGCUUUGGUUGUACCAUGUCCUUCCACAUCUCAAAUAUGUUGUCUCUGAUAUUUGAUCAUAGUGCAGAGAUAGUUAAAAGUAUUUUAGUAUAUUUAUGAAGUUAGAAACAUCUAAGUUAGAUAAAACGUCAAAUCAUCACCCUGUUUUGUGUUAAGAAUAUUACUGAAAGGGAAAUUGUCAUUUAAAAUACAAGAUUAUUCCUUUUCUCCGGAAAUGACCUGCUCAGAUUGUUCAUGGAUAACAGUAAUCAGAUAGAAAAAUUAUAAGCAUUGCAAAUUGCUGACAAAACCUAAUGCAGCAUUAAGAUUGCUGAUUUGAGACUGUUUUACUGUAUCUCACAUCUGUAAUUUAUUACUUCAAAGUCUCUUGCAUGUCAUGUCAGUUGUAUGUACUGCAGAAAGGCAGUAUCAUAUUUUGACUGGAUAUUGAUUUAGUCGUGGAGCUUUGUAUCUUUACUCUGGAAGAACAUCUAGCCUGCUUUAUUAAAGAAAGAAUUAACAAACUUUCUGGGUUGUGCUUGUGCUGUUUUCUUAAAAAAGAGGGAAAGCUUUUUGGUUAGAAUACAAGUAUAAUUUCUGAGAACUAGGAUGAUUAAAACUUUAAAACUAUUUAUAUAAGCACAAAGUUUAUUAAUACUUCAAUCAGAUUUUAUGUAUGUGAUCCAGGGAAUAAGACUUCUUGUCAUCUAUCUCAGCUAAACAAUAUAGACUAUUUCCUGUUUUACCAUAUUUCUUGUAUCUGAAAAUGAACCAGAAUUUACCAUGACCUAACUUUUCUGCAAUUUCAUGAAGCUCAGUAUAGUAUCCUCGUUGCGUUUCAGUAACAGUGCCAGCAUCUGUACAGUACAUUUCUGAAUCUCUAGACUUGAAUUCGCACUCUUCAUUCUUUCCCAUGAUUCUCCAGUAUGUUCUCAUUAAAUGGUAUGAGGCAGCUAUUUUAAAGAUUACAUUUCAAAUUUAAGGUGUACUUGUGCCUGGCAGUUACAAUAUCAUCUGUUCAAAUGCAAUCUUAACAUGAACAGAUUUUUAAGUUCUUGAUGUGAACUCUUUAAUAAUACUUUUUAUUUUGUGCUGCAUGUCUUGGUCUUGAAUGAAUGAGUCUAAUGGUUUAUUGGAGUUGAAAAGAUGCAGUUUCAUAAA
This is a messenger RNA of Hirundo rustica (Barn swallow), 6297 nucleotides long. It is a transcript of the gene TBC1D5, whose product is annotated as TBC1 domain family member 5. The transcript is spliced from 24 exons. Lineage: Eukaryota; Metazoa; Chordata; Aves; Passeriformes; Hirundinidae. Bases 335 to 2782 code for a protein of 815 amino acids. Gene Ontology annotation, biological process: activation of GTPase activity. The record is from RefSeq and is a predicted model, not a curated record. Gene Ontology annotation, molecular function: GTPase activator activity.